CAGUUAUCGGCAUUUCUCUCCUCUCGAGCUGUCACGCUGACAGAGGAGAGCCGUGCCACCUGUCAGUGUCCAUCAGUGCCAGCUGCCAGUGCUGAACAGUGCCACGUGCCAGUGCCACAUCAAUGCCACAUAUCAGUGCCUACCAGUGCACAUCAAUGCCACAUAUCAGUGCCUACCAGUGCACAUCAAUGCCACAUAUCAGUGCCCAUCUCAGCUGCCUUUCAGUGUCACCCAUCAGUGCCACCUAUCAAUGCCAAUCAGUGCCACCUGUCAGUGAUGCCAAUCAGUGCCGUCUAUCAGUGCCAGUCAGUGCCGCCUAUCAGUGUGCAUCAGUGCCGCCUAUCAGUGUGCACCAGUGCCUCCUAUAAGUGCCAGUUAGUGCCUCCUAUAAGUGCCAGUCAGUGCCGCCUAACAGUACCAGUCAGUGCCGCCUUUCAGUGCCGCCUAUCAGUGCCAAAUAUCAGUGCUGCCUUUCAGUGCCCAUCAGUGAUGCCUGUCAAUGCCCAUCAGUGCCAACUAUCAGUGCCUCCUCAUUAGUGCCCAUCAGUGCCACCUAUCA
Staurois parvus is the source of this 559-nucleotide messenger RNA. Lineage: Eukaryota; Metazoa; Chordata; Amphibia; Anura; Ranidae. The record is from the annotation of a GenBank genome assembly.